UGAAGAAAUUAAAGAAGAAGAAAGAAAUGGGUCGGAGUCGUCAAUGUGUUCUGAAUGGACUGAAUAAGGGAGCAUGGACUAGUAAUGAGGACAAGAUCCUCACAGAUUAUGUCAGGGUUCAUGGUGAAGGAAAAUGGAGCAAUGUUGCCAAGAAAACAGAUCUUAAGAGAUGUGGAAAGAGCUGCAGGCUCCGGUGGAAGAACUACCUGAAACCUGAUAUAAAGAGAGGCAAUAUUUCCCAUGAUGAAGAAGAAUUGAUCAUUAGACUUCAUAAGCUCUUAGGCAACAGAUGGUCACUCAUAGCGGGGAGGCUUCCUGGCAGAACAGACAAUGAAAUCAAGAAUUAUUGGAACACGACCCUAGCCAGAAGGGCAGAAGACUUUGAAAUGAAAGUUUUUGCUCCAAUUCGCAAAGUUGAUGAGGUGACCCAGACCAUGUGCAAGGCCACAUCUCAGGCCGUCCUUGUCGAUACAGCUGCACAGUCUGACCAAAAUCAGUAUCUUACCCCUGUCUCAAUAGGACCCUUCGCUGAAAACUACAUGUCCAGGAAAAUGGGGUGCGAAUUUAAGGAUGAGUCGCCAAGGAAAAUACAACCAUCCCUUGAAAACCCUUUGUCCAGGAAAAUGGAGUACGAGUUUGAGGAUGAAUCCACAUCUUCCUUGCCCAAAUUAAAAGAUCGAGACAAUGGGACAGAUUUCUUGAUGGACUUUAACUUAGACGACAUUUCUAAGUUUCUGGACACAGACAUUGUACAGAUGAAUGAUGACAAAGUUUGUCUGAACGGGGGAGGAGGAGAAGAUGGUGGAGAUGGAGACUUGUCUUUUCUCAUGAAAUUGGCGGUGGCAGAUAAGGAAUCAUCCUUGGAUUUCCAGUCGUUGGCUUCUUCUUUCCUUGAAUCGGCUGAGGAAUGGCCGCCGAUUAGUCUGAAUAAUAUUAGUAUUCAACUAGGAGAAAUGAACUGUGUUUCUUUGGUACGUGUUUAGAAAAUUAAGAUCCUAGGUGCAUGUCUGAAUUUAACUAUAUACGUUUGUAACUUCAUGAUCUAGUGUUAAUUAAG
Messenger RNA from Rubroshorea leprosula, 1057 nucleotides. The record is from the annotation of a GenBank genome assembly. NCBI's taxonomy places the organism in Eukaryota, Viridiplantae, Streptophyta, Magnoliopsida, Malvales, Dipterocarpaceae.